CUCAAGAACGCUUGAAGGGGACGAGAAUGAUGCGGAAGUGGCUAGGCAGCUCAAGAACGCUGCAAGUCGUGUCUAUCACGCACGCAAAAGAUUGGCUCGAGCAACAGGCGAGACGCACGCACUUGAGCAGGAUGCACGCACGGAGCGCGGGAGUCACCAGCCAACGGGCGAGAAUGAUUGCGGGCGACUGGUGCGCGGGACGGACGAGCGGGCGCCAACUGGCGCAGGCACGCAGAACGCGCAGGCGACGGAUACAGCGGGCACGGGCGCAGGAGACGCGCACAACUGUGAAGCACGUGCGGGGCUCGAGGCUGCAGUCCUCAAGGCAUGCAGAAAGGCAUGGGACCACGCGCGCGCUGAUGGAGUGGGAGGCAUAGGC
This is a messenger RNA of Striga hermonthica, 379 nucleotides long. Lineage: Eukaryota; Viridiplantae; Streptophyta; Magnoliopsida; Lamiales; Orobanchaceae. The record is from the annotation of a GenBank genome assembly.